Messenger RNA from Schizosaccharomyces osmophilus, 2775 nucleotides. It is a transcript of the gene wdr44, whose product is annotated as WDR44 family, WD repeat protein. Lineage: Eukaryota; Fungi; Ascomycota; Schizosaccharomycetes; Schizosaccharomycetales; Schizosaccharomycetaceae. The coding region runs from base 1 to 2775 and encodes 924 amino acids. The transcript is spliced from 2 exons. The record is from RefSeq and is a predicted model, not a curated record. Gene Ontology annotation, molecular function: protein binding.
AUGAAUGAUAAUCUACCACACAUAAGGAUACAUUCACCAAAAGGGUCGUCUGAAAACAAUGAUGCAAAUAGACAGGAUGAUCAGCUAGUUACUAUGAAUAAAGAUGUCAGAAGUAAAAGACAACCAGAUCGUCAAAGCUCUGAAGUGGAACGUAGCUCAAGCGCACGGAGUCAUUUUACUUCUAGCAAUUCAGACUUUCCAAACAAUAGUUCGAGAGAUGGACUGAAUUUAUUGGAUCCGCUGUCACAGCAUAUAAUGAGCCGUACUCGCUCAAGCAACAGUCCAUCUAAAAUAGGCGUACAGAACCAAUCGCUAACAUCCGCACGCACAUCUUUUACUAAUUCCGAAAGAAGAAAUAAUAGCAAUUUUUCUCCUGGAUCUGAAAAUGAAACAAUUACUGGUAAUUUACCAAACCUGGAAGCAAAUCAAGCACGGCAUGCUAAUGGCCGUAGGUCUUCGAUCUUUUCGCGGGUUCUUGGAAACAGGUCGAGUAUUUUUAAUCAUAGAGGCCUUGAAGAUAAUGCUGAAGAUGAUGAUAAAGAUGCUGUCGAUGGAAUAUCAAGGGUAGAAGGAAAUGCCGCGGACCCCUUUUCUUGGAUUUCCAAAGGCAAAAACCAGUGGGAAGCACCUUCGAGGUAUAUUCGCGUUCGUUCUCAUAAAACAAAACAAAAGUCUUUUGGUCAUUUGUUCUUAGCUCAAGAACUUCACUGCAAACCAGCAAUGGCGAGUGUGUAUAACUAUUAUUAUAAUGCUACCCCUGAUCCAAUACCGUAUUCUUCUGAUGUUCCUUGUAAGUCUUCCUCUUCUGGCUUAUCGGCUGUACAGAAUGCUGAAUAUUCUCAAAAUGAUAUACAUCUUUCCGAUGAUAAUCCCUACGUUGACGAAAUGCAUCCUAAUUAUCACCCUUCUUAUAGUCACCGCCAAACCAGAGAUCCUUCGAUUCAUUCGGAUACAGUAAUUCAAACUGUAAAGGAAGACGAAAACCCCAUAAAUUGUGCAAUAUGGGCUAUGAAAUUCAGUCGCGAUGGUCGUUUUUUAGCUGUCGGUGGGCAAGACAAAAUUCUUCGUGUUUGGCAAGUUCUUGACAGAGGUCAAGCACGUAAAUACGACGCUUCAUCGGAGCCAGGAAACUUCACGUCAAAGCUUGAUCUAGGAGCCCCUGUUUUCACUUCUUCCCCUAUACAACAGUAUGUAGGGCACACCGCAGAUAUACUAGAUAUUUCUUGGAGCAAAAACAAUUUUCUACUUAGCUCGUCCAUGGACAGAACCGUCCGUUUAUGGCAUCCUCUUCGUAAAGAUUGCUUGUGCUGUUUUGAACACUCUGAUUUCGUCACCUCAAUAGCUUUUCAUCCUAAAGAUGACCGAUUUUUUCUUUCUGGAUCCUUAGACUGCAAAUUACGAUUGUGGUCAAUUAAAGACAAGAAUGUAGCCCAUUGGAAUGAGCUGCCAGAAUUGAUCACAGCAGUUGCUUUUAGUCCGGACGGGGGUUUGGCAAUUGCUGGAACAUUUGUUGGCUUGUGCUUAUUUUAUGACACCCGAGGGCUUCGAUUUCGUACUCAAAUACAUAUUCGAAGUUCUCGAGGUAGAAAUGCAAAAGGAAGCAAAAUUACUGGCAUUGAAACUCGCACACGAAUAAUUGAAAACGUCGCUGGGGAUACAGAGAUGCUUAUUACUACAAAUGACUCUCGAAUUCGGGUAUAUAAUCUUCGUGAUAAGAGCCUCGAAAUUAAGUUCAAAGGUCAUCUAAACGAACAAAGCCAGAAUAAAUCAUCUUUUGAUGAAGAAUUGAAGCAUAUAAUCUGCGGUAGUGAAGAUCAUCAAGUUUAUGUCUGGGAUGUUCCACCGCCACAUAUGCAGAAAAGCAAGAAACAAUCCUAUGAACAUUUUAAAGCUUCUAUGAGGCCGAUUACUACUGCAGUUUUUGUUCCAGUCCGAACAAAGCAGCUGUUGUUAAUGGCUGGUGAUCCGCUGUAUGCUGCAGCAAUUACAGCUCGGCGGACGUCAGUCGGUUCAGAAGCUUCUUUCAAUCCUUCACGGGUAACGAAUAAUCAAAAAAUUUCGAUAAAUUGGCUGCCACCUGAAGUGAACAAUGGCCAUAUAAUUGUAUGUGGAGAUUUAGACGGCCGCAUUCGGGUUUUUCGCCAGGAUUCUUCUUUUGAAGCUAGAAAUUCCCGACAGGGAAGCAAUGAGGGCUUUAGCUUACCUUCUCUAGUAAAAAAUAAAAGUAAUAAUUCCCUGCGGAGUCUAAAAAAUAAGCCCUUCUCAUUAAACCGGUCAAGGCAUCCUUCGGUCUCAUCCAAACAAACUUCCCAAAAACCAAAAAAACAUGAGAAUCGGGGUGCACCAAAUGAGGUGGCUACAGAAACUCAAGAAAUACAACUGGGCAUGGAUGAUUCUGAAGCUUUAAAGCGUGUUGAUAUGAUGAUGCUACAAGAAGGGGCUUCUUCUAUGGCUUACUAUUCAAUGAAUGACUUGGAUGUCAAUAAUACGAAUGUUUCUAGAGCCUUAAAUACUGCAAAGCAAAAGGGAGCUUCGAAGAAAGAUAUUAACCAAACUGAUCCUGUCAAGGCUGCUUCAUCUUUAGCACCUUCUUCCAAGGAUGAGAACAAUCAAAUAUUUUUUGAAAAAGAUCGCAUGGAAUGUACUAAAUGUGGUAACUAUUUAUUUCACGUUUCUAGGAAAAUACGGGAUAUUAACACAUUCGCAUAUUCGCUUACAUGCUCUCACUGUGGUCAAAAAUUGUAUACGCCUACUGAGGACUAUAAGGAUGACUGA